GCCAAGCAAGCUCAAUGCGCAACGAUCCGAUGUAGCCAUGGGCGGCAGGCUGGCGGCUUGGGCAUUGGUGACGUUGGCCACGCUAGGCCUCGUGCUUCCAGCGGUUGUCAUCAUCGUCCUGCAGCCCAAGUCGACGCAAAAAGUGACCACCUUUGUGAACAGCACUGCGCCUUUGGACAUCUAUGUUGUUCUGGAUGCCAGUGGAUCGGUCAACGACGCAGACUGGAAGGAGAGCUUGCUGUUCGCCAAAGACUUGACCUUGCAACUGAACCAGUCCGUGCCCGAGUUCCGAGCUGGACUGGGAUGGUUUGCCACCACCUACCGGAACGUGUUCGACGUUACCUCAGACCUCUCCGCCGUGGCUCGACUGCCCGCGGGUGUGUCUGUGAAGAAGGGCACCACAAAUACGGCGGCUGCCCUGUGCGGCAACGCGUUUGAAGCCACAAAGCUGGCCGAGGCGGGGCCCAAGUGCCGUGGCGGUGCCUACGGCAAGCUGAAGCAUGCUGCCGAAGUUUCCGGUGGCUUUGAGGCUGUCUCGGGCUGUGAAGAGCAGACGAGCUCCAGCAUGAUCAUCAUGGUCACUGACGGGAGGCCGAACACAGGCGAAGCCCAUGGGAGUGACCUGCUGCCGAUGCUCGCGGCUCAGUUCAUCAAAGCGGAGACCAACACAACAAUCCUCGGGAUUCUGGUGGGCAACCCUCAACAGGCGAACCGGGAGAUUCUUUACGGCUUAUCUUCCUGCUGCGCUCCUGCUGCUAUGGCCCUGGGAGAAGAAGGCUACCCGCGGUGCAGCGAGCCCGUGAAUGAGAGCUGUGCCUACAUGUUUCAGAUGAAGGACUACAACGCCCUGAUGCGGAGCGUUGGGAUCAUCGAAGGCACAUUGAAGGACGAGCUUCAAUGCGAGGGAAUGGAGGAACGCAUCUUUACGAUGGCAGAUUCACGAAGCCUGUGGUUUCUGCUGCUCCUUGUGCCUGUGCUGGUGCACCAGCUGUGGCAGCGAUGCUUGCUUUGCGUUGGAAAGUCUUCGCCUGACGCUCGGUGCCUGACAGCACCAGACCAAGAGAUGGAGAUGACAGCGCCUGCGCCAACCCAACCUCGACCAGAGCCUGAAGCGGUUCAUGUGCAAGAGCCCAGGCUCCGGCUGCGGCUCAAACUGCUGCGCGCACAGGGAAGAAGUGGGCGCCCGUGCGCACAGCUUACAUCAUCAAUGGCGCUCGGAUGGACGUGGACUACGGGGUGCCUCGCGGGAGCGGCCCCCCGAGCGCGCCGAACGCCGCGCGGCGCGGGGAGUCCUUCGAGAGCGUCAACGACUACCCGGAGACUGCUAUGCAGGCCGAGCCGACAGAGGUAGGCGUGGGUGUGGUGGGGACUACACUCAUCGUGGUGAGUCCAGAGGACUUGGUGCCAGCAGCACGAGUCUUCAACUGCCACAUCUGUGUGCCGCUGCUGAUGACGCUGCUGCUUCUCCCCCUUGUCAUCAUGAAGAGCGGACUCCUCCCGGACUAGGCGACGCAGGGACAUGGCCUGCGGUCCGAGCGCGAAGCACGGCCAAAGCGAAGGGCACACCGAGCUGUCGGAGUGCUUUAUGGAUGCGAGUCGCUUUGAGUGCUCGGAGUAGGUUGCGCGAUCGUUUGGCAUGGAAA
Effrenium voratum is the source of this 1643-nucleotide messenger RNA. NCBI's taxonomy places the organism in Eukaryota, Dinophyceae, Suessiales, Symbiodiniaceae. The record is from the annotation of a GenBank genome assembly.